Didymodactylos carnosus is the source of this 552-nucleotide messenger RNA. The record is from the annotation of a GenBank genome assembly. NCBI's taxonomy places the organism in Eukaryota, Metazoa, Rotifera, Eurotatoria, Philodinida, Philodinidae.
AUGUUUAAGAAAUUUGCAGAAAAAGACAACGUAUCUAGUGUUGCUCAGUUACGAAAUACGGAUGUUAAACGAUUGAAACAACGAUUGAUUCAAGAUUAUCCUAAUAUUGAAUCAAUAUUAGAUGAAAUUUUACCAAAAAAAGACGCUCCGAAGCUGGUUAAAUGUCAAGAACAUAUUGAAAUUAUUGCUAAUUCCAGUGGUGAGGCACUGUUCUUCCGCCAUCGUGACGGGCCACCCAUACCCGUACUGAGAAUGUUACAUAAAUAUCCGUUUAUAUUACCACCACAACAAGUUGAUAAAGGUGCAAUUCGAUUUGUAUUAUCUGGAGCAAACAUCAUGUGUCCCGGUUUGACAUCACCAGGUGCAAAAAUGACUCCACAGUCACCAAAAGAUUCUAUAUGUGCUGUUAUGGCUGAAGGUAAAGAACAUGCUUUGGCUAUUGGACAAUUGAAGAUGUCUUCCGAUGAUAUACAACAGAUAAAUAAAGGAAUUGGAAUUGAAACAUUACAUUAUUUGAAUGAUGGGCUAUGGAAUAUAAAACCAGUUAAAUAA